AUUUUGCAAUUCAGGCGGGAAAGUAUAAACAGCUGAUUUAUUAUAUGAAGGUUCGGCGUAACCUCUUUUGUACAGCUGAUCAGGAUUUUUCAAUAGGGGUGUUAACAGUAUGUCGUUGAUUGGUUUGGCGAUGCGGUUGAGCCGGCCCGGGCCCAUGGUCGCCCUGGCUAGGACGGUAUACGGAAAGGCGUACCGCGACAUGGACAAGAAAAAGGAUUAUUACGAUUAUAAGAACAAAACUUACCCGUUAUGGUAUAGCAUGCUGUUCGAUAGCACUACAUCAAGGUUCGACGAGAACACCAAGCUUAUCGUGGUCGACGGACCCGUUGCGUCAGGUAAGACGGAAUUCGCAAAAAAACUCGCCGAAGAGCUCGAUAUGUACCAUAUAGAAGACGCCCACAUGGAUUUGAGGUAUAUCAACCCGUACGGGUAUGAUAUGAGACAGCUUGACCCCCAGCUGCCCGAGUCUGUCCGGUCUUACGACGACAAAAACUUCUGCAGGGACCCUUUUCAUAUGAACGCUGCGGCUUACCAGUUUUGGAUGUACAGGCUGCGCUAUUCGUUGUAUGUCGACGCGCUCGCCCAUGUCUUGAGCACAGGGCAAGGUGUCAUCAUUGAGAGGUCGCCGUGGAGUGAUAUGGUUUUCGUCGAGGCCAUGACUAAAAAUGGCUACAUGAGUAAAGAAGCGAAAAGUGUUUAUAAUGUAGUAAAGAAGAGUACAAUCAUUCAGUUGAUGAUGCCUCACCUUGUGAUCUAUCUCGACAUGCCAGUGAGCAAGGUGAAAGAGAAUAUUGUUAUGAGGGGCCGGGAUCACGAGGUGAAUUCGAAGGCGUUGACUGAUGAUUACCUCCUCGACAUCGAACAAGAGUACAAGUGUACUUACCUUCCCGAGAUCUCGACCCAUGCCGAGUUGUUAGUAUACGACUGGUCGGAAGGCGGUGACGUCGAGGCAGUCGUUGAAGACAUAGAGCGAAUUGAUUUCGACCGUUACACCAAGUACGACAAAAAGCUUAUCGACUGGAAAAAGCCCAAGGAGAACAUAUGGGCCGAGUUCAGGCGCAGGUACGCCGACCAGAAGGACGAGCUCAUGGAACAGUUCGACAUACCACUUUUCGACGCUCCUGAACUACUCGCACCGGGAGAGGACGUCAAAGUUUGGACCGAAGUAUGGUAUUCGGCACCUGGGAUGGAAUAUAAACAAGGCUACAACAUACAUAAAGGGGAAAGCAUAUUGUUUAAUACCAGAGAAGAUAAAUAUGUACCAUAUUAAUUUAUAAAAUAAAAUGUAAAUAGCC
Messenger RNA from Cimex lectularius (bed bug), 1295 nucleotides. It is a transcript of the gene ND-42, whose product is annotated as NADH dehydrogenase [ubiquinone] 1 alpha subcomplex subunit 10, mitochondrial. Lineage: Eukaryota; Metazoa; Arthropoda; Insecta; Hemiptera; Cimicidae. Bases 110 to 1270 code for a protein of 386 amino acids. The record is from RefSeq and is a predicted model, not a curated record. Gene Ontology annotation, biological process: mitochondrial electron transport, NADH to ubiquinone. The transcript has 6 exons. Gene Ontology annotation, cellular component: cytoplasm.